CUUCUUCUUCCUCCUCACCCCUGGAGCUCCCGAAAAAGAAGCCCAAGCACCGACUUCCAUUCCUUGGAAAAAAAAAAAAAACUGGUAAAAGCUUGGGGAUUUCUCCUUCUUUUCUUGUUCUAGAACACAUAUAGAACCCAGAAAUCUUCCCCCUGCAGAGAAAUUUCCAGAUCUGCUCUGCUCUUCCUCCCCUGUCUGCGAGCUGUAGCUUGUGGUGCGAAUUUCUGGGCUUUUUUUUCUGUUGCCAUGAGUUCCUCCAUUUCUUUUUCCCGUCGGCUUCCUUCCCAGCCGGACCUUGUACUACUUGCUGGAAGAUUUUGGGAAACGAAGCCAAGGACAAGGAAAAACGAGGGGAGUGACGAGUUAGAAGGCUAGCCAUCUUGUAAAUUGAAUAUAGAUUUUAGAUAUAAAUCAUGAUCUUGUAAGCUAGACUUUAUUUGGAGAUUUUAUGAUAUCAAGGCAAAUUUUAAAAUUUUAUCUUUAGAUUUUGUGGUAUCAGAUUAUGGACUGAAAUUGAAUCCAGAAGUCUCCGCCUUGCAGAAAAAUUUUGGUUCUGCUCUGCUUUGUUUCUUCCAUCUGCUACUCCUGCUUUGUUGGGGCGAAUUGGUCUGGUUUCUGGUAAGAAACAACCAUUAUUUUCUUUGCUCUUCCUUGAAUUUAAUUGGGUUUACUUUAAUUUCUCUUGGUUUCUCCAAUUUUCAGUAAAUUGCAUGAUUUAUU
Messenger RNA from Rubroshorea leprosula, 720 nucleotides. Lineage: Eukaryota; Viridiplantae; Streptophyta; Magnoliopsida; Malvales; Dipterocarpaceae. The record is from the annotation of a GenBank genome assembly.